CACACUUUAAUUCCAGUUCCAGUGACUUCAAUCUCCACAUUCCCCGCUUUCUAAAUUUAGCUUUUCCUGGAGGUUUGGAGCAGCUGUGUCUCUGGGGAGAUGUUGGUGGCCUCCGGAUCACUCCACAAGUCUCAGUGGGACUCACCCCGAGUGACAGCCAGUGAACAGAUGCUCGGAAAGCCCCAAGUCAGCAAAGCCCACGGUCCCUGACAUGCUGCCAGCCACCCAGCGGGAGAAGCUGCUGUGGGCACCCUGUGGGGCAAGCCAGUCAUCACAUCAGCUCCUUCGCCCGGGGCCAGCCUCUGUGAAGUGGGCACUGCCUCUGGGCCCCUUGGCCAGGCUCCAUGGCAUUUUCUGAACUCUUAGACGUAGUGGGUGGCCUGGGCAGGUUCCAGGCUCUCCAGACAAUGGCUCUGGUGUUCGCCAUUAUGUGGAUCACUUCUCACAGCAUGAUAGAGAACUUCUCAGCCACCGUGCCCAGCCACCGCUGCUGGGUGUCCCUCCUGGACAACAACACAGCCCAGGUCAGCUUCCUGGACCCUGGGGCCCUUCUGACCAUCUCCAUCCCACCUGGCCCCAACCAAGAGCCCCACAGGUGUCGUCGCUUCCGCCAACCACAGUGGCAGCUGCUGGACCCCAACGCUACGGCCACCAACUGGAGCGAGUCAGCCACGGAGCCAUGCCUGGAUGGCUGGGUCUAUGACUACAGCACCUUCACCUCCACCAUCGUGACCGAGGGGCUGCCCCAGCCUCAUGAACUCAGCCCCCCUCCUCUCCACCAGUGGGACCUGGUGUGUGACUCUCAGGCCCUGAAGCCCAUGGCCCAAUUCAUCUUCUUGGCUGGGAUGCUGGUGGGAGCUGCUGUGUGUGGCCCUGCCUCAGACAGGUUCGGGCGCAGGCUGGUGCUGACCUGGAGCUACCUUCAGACGGCCGUGUCAGGCACUGCGACAGCCUUCGCCCCCACCUUCCCCGUGUACUGCCUGUUGCGGUUCCUGCUGGCCUGUGCCCUCGUGGGUGUCAUGAUGAACACGAGCACUCUCCUGAUAGAGUGGACGUCAGCGCAGGCCCGAGUCUUGGUGAUGACCUUGAAUGCUCUGGGCUUCAGCUUUGGCCAGGUCCUGAUGACUGCAGUGGCCUAUGGUGUGCGAGACUGGACCCUGCUGCAGCUGUUAAUCUCAGCCCCCUUCUUCCUCUGCUUUGUGUAUUCAUGGUGGCUGGCAGAGUCAGCACGAUGGCUCCUCACCACUGGCAGGCUUGAGCGUGGCCUGCAUGAGCUGCAGAGGGUAGCUGCCAUCAAUGGAAAGAGGGCAGCAGGGGACACCCUGACCACUGAGGUCCUGCUGUCAGCCAUGCAGGAGGACCUGAGCACGAACCAGGCUCCUUCCAGUCUGGGCAGCCUGCUGCGCACACCCGGAUUACGCCUCCGGACCUGCCUCUCCACCCUGUGCUGGUUCGCCUUUGGCUUCACCUUCUAUGGCAUAGCCAUGGACACGCAGGGCCUGGGCAGCAACAUCUUCCUGCUCCAGGGGCUCAUGGGGGUGGCGGAUAUCCCAGCCAAGAUUGGUUCCCUGCUGCUGCUGGGCUGCUUGGGACGUCGCCCCUUGCAGGCUGUGUCCCUGAUGCUGUCAGGGCUCUGCAUCCUGGGCAACGGGCUGGUGCCCCAUGAGCUGGGGGCUUUACGUUCAGCCCUGGUGAUUCUGGGGCUGGGAUGCAUGGGGACCGCCUUCACUUGUAUCACCAUCUACUGUGGCGAGCUCUUCCCUACGGUGCUCAGGAUGAGGGCAGUGGGCCUGGGCCAGAUGGCAGCCCGCGGGGGAGCCUGCCUGGGGCCUCUGGUCCGGCUGCUGGGGACACACAGGCCCGCACUGCCCCUGCUGAUAUAUGGGUCAGUGCCAGUCCUGAUUGGCCUGGCUGCACUGCUGCUGCCUGAGACCCGGAACCUACCACUCCCUGACACCAUCGAAGACCUGCAGAGCCAGGCCGUAAAGAAGGCCAAGCAAAGCUCACGAGGGCACCCAGUCCUGCACUCCACACGACUCUAACCUCCUGGAAGCCCACUAUGGCUUGAAGAGGAGGAAGAGGAAGAGACUUCUGUACUCUGGAAAAGGCAGGGGGAGAGCAAAAGCCUCAUUUCCAGGGGGCCAGGGGCUGCCCUCUGGGGCCCUCACUCUCCCACCCAGCAGUCCCCUCCAGCCAAGCCCCGCCCCCUCUCAUUGUUUGAGGAGCCAUCUUCAACACUCAAGGGGCAGAGGGCAGUUCAGUUGACAAGAGGUACCCAUCACUCCAAUCCUCCCUGGUGGCUGCGAAGAGGACACAGGCCAACACCAAGGGAAGGAGCUGGCCCUGUUCACCCCACACUUCUCACUGCCCACUGCCCACCCGUCCACCUGCAUAGAGCUGGGAGCUGACCAUCACCCGUGGCCAAGACCUCCCUUGGCUCUGGAACAGCAGUGGUCUUAGCUCCUCAGGUUCACAUGGAGGCCUGUGGCAGCCCAAGUUGGCUGCUCUGGCCUCUCCCCACACCUGUGCACACCCCAGCCACACACCUGCCAUGCCCUUAACACAGUCCUCACACCCAACAAACUCUACUCUGCCUCCCACACCCAGGACAGUGACCCACCUUCAGGGGUCCAGGUCCAGGCUGGAGGUGAUGAUGAAACUCUCACCCAUAGUCCCAGCUGCACCAUGACCACCCUGCCAGCCUGCAAGUUCCCAGAGGGGUGAGGUGGUCCCAAUACCCUAUGUCCCUGCUCCCAUCUAGGACCAGGCUGAAGGUGCACUGGUGUGAGGAUGGAAUAAAGAGUGAAUAAAAAAACGAA
Nycticebus coucang (slow loris) is the source of this 2819-nucleotide messenger RNA. RefSeq names its product solute carrier family 22 member 12 (gene SLC22A12). The transcript has 10 exons. Gene Ontology annotation, cellular component: membrane. The coding region runs from base 345 to 2042 and encodes 565 amino acids. The record is from RefSeq and is a predicted model, not a curated record. NCBI's taxonomy places the organism in Eukaryota, Metazoa, Chordata, Mammalia, Primates, Lorisidae. Gene Ontology annotation, biological process: transmembrane transport. Gene Ontology annotation, molecular function: transmembrane transporter activity.